Molecule: messenger RNA, 5386 nt
Organism: Pimephales promelas (fathead minnow)
Lineage: Eukaryota; Metazoa; Chordata; Actinopteri; Cypriniformes; Leuciscidae
Source: RefSeq, a predicted model, not a curated record
AGUGUGUGUGUGCGCGCGUGAGAGAGAGAGAGAGCAGAUUCAUCUACGUGAGAUGCGAAGAUAAACUCUGUUUUCUUUCGACAGCUGGAAAAAGACGUUGGGUGUGUGUGCACUGAAUUGGCAGAAAACAGGCAUGACACUGUACUGUGUGCUGUCCCCUUCAGAGGUCAGGAUGCUGGCGGUUGUGGUCUGUGUGCAGCUGUUACUGGUCUCGGUGUUAACGCAACCCACUGGAGAUGUCUGGGGUGAGUGGGGUCCAUACGGUGAAUGCAGUCGCAGCUGUGGCGGGGGCGUGACCGCGAGGACCAGGACAUGUGUAACCCAGCGGACUGAUGGGGGUCACCGCUGUGUGGGACCAGAGAAGUCCUAUCGCUCAUGUAAUAUCCAGGACUGUCCCGAGGGUUCCAGGGAUUUCAGAGAGGAACAGUGCUCUCAGUUCGACGGCACUGAUUUUCAAGGAAAGCGCUACAAAUGGCUGCCAUAUUAUGGUGGAGAGAAUCCCUGUGAGCUGAACUGCAUUCCCAGAGGAGAGAACUUCUUCUUCCGCCAGAAGUCGGCUGUGGUGGACGGCACACCCUGCCACCCCGGAGCAAAGAACAUCUGUGUGGACGGGCUCUGCAAGCGUCUCGGCUGUGAUAACAUGCUGGAGUCGCCCCAGGAGGAGGACCCCUGUUUACAGUGUGGAGGGAAUGGACAGUCAUGCAACAUAGUCAAAAACAGUUUCUCAAUGAGAAACCUGCCCAAAGGUUACAAUCAAAUGUUCAUCAUCCCUGUUGGGGCCACCACUAUCAGCAUCAAGGAAACCGUACCAACACGCAAUUACCUUGCAAUCAAGAACCUACGUGGUGAGUACUACCUUAAUGGACACUGGGCGAUCGAUUUCUCUCGAGCCGCACCCAUUGCUGGCACCGUGCUGUAUUACCAGAGGGGAACAGAAGGGGAAAAGACCCCCGAGAUCAUCACUGGCCGUGGCCCUACAACUGAGCCUCUAGUGAUCGAGCUAAUCACUCAAGAGGCUAACGAGGGCGUGGAGUAUGAGUAUUAUCUGCCUAACGGACGCUUGACGGAGGGCUACUACUGGAGCUAUGGCUCCUGGUCGGCCUGCAGCAAAGAGUGUGGCUCAGGUUACCAGUCCCGUCUGGUCUUCUGCACCAUUGAUAAUGAGGCCUACUCUGAUUACCUGUGUGCCUCCCUCCCUCGACCCCUCAGCAACCGCACAUGCAAUGAACAGCAGUGCCCGCAAACCCGCAGGAUGGCGUAUGUGUACGAGCCGCGUCUGUGGAGGCCCGUGGAACCGCCUCGAGUCUAUGUACAAGUGUUCAGCUGGACGACUAGCGAGUGGAACCCGUGUCCGGUGACGUGUGGCGGGGGUCUUCAGGUGAGGAGAGUGGAGUGUAUGUCUCACGACUCUGCAGGAUCGCGAGUGGUUGAGGAUUCUCAGUGCGCCGCUUACGCUCCCAGACCUCUCAGCCAACGCAACUGCAACGUGCAGAAGUGCGCUCAAUACAGCAUUUCCGGCUGGAGUCAGUGUUCUGUGACAUGCGGCUCUGGGAAACAGACGCGAGAUGUAGUGUGUGUGGGUUCAGACGGAGCUUCUCUGGAAGACUAUGCAUGCGGGACUCAACCAAAGCCACCCAGGACACAGGACUGUGAGAUGCCCGUCUGCAGGAGCCCCAUUGGCUGGCAUAUAGGAGACUGGGGCCUGUGCUCAAAGAGCUGUGGCUCGGGGCUGCGGGAACGACAGGUGAUCUGUUCAGACAGACAGAGAAACCUGUACAGGGUAGAGGAGUGCCAGGCCAAACCCAAACCUCCCACCGUUGAAAGCUGCAACGCUCAGCCUUGUUACAGGCCUCAGGAGGUGCCCAGCAUGCAGGACCCGACAGGUCAUGAUAACACCAUUCAGGGCUUCCUGCCGUAUGUCCUUGAGGAUCCCUCACUAGACACUCAUCAAAACAAUCCAGUCCACAAUCCUUAUGGCACAACUCUCACCCAUCACUGUAGCCAGACUCAAUAUGGCUGCUGUCCUGAUGGAAGUACCUCAGCCAGUGGACCUCAGUACCAAGGCUGUCCCCAGGACCAAGGCAUAGCAUCCUGCACAUGGAGCAGGUACGGCUGUUGUCAUGAUGGUGUGACCAUUGCCCAAGGCCCCAACAAGGAAGGCUGUCCAGAUUCAUGGCCACACUGGUCUCCAACAUCAGAUACCGUACCAUCUGCGACCCCAGACUGCCAUACAUCCACCUACGGUUGCUGCUAUGAUGGUGUGACGGCAGCUGGUGGUACUCAUGGGGAGGGGUGCUUGAACACCCCCACCAAUACACAUCAUUCUCUGUCUUGUGACCUACCCCAUGUGGUUGGGCCAUGCGAUCAGUGGACGUCCCGUUACUACUAUGACCGCUCUGCCUCGCAAUGCAUGCACUUCUGGUAUGGCGGCUGCCAUGGCAACAGCAACAACUUCGCCUCGGAGGAGGAAUGCCAGAAGAUGUGCCUGAGAUCAGAGCUAAGCCAGCGGGACCAGGCGCAUGUCUUGCAGCACAGUGGACGUCGCCUCCCAGCACGUAUCACUCUCAGUUCUAGCGGUGCGACCCAUGGGCACCGGGCUCACCGACUGGCCCCCAGUGCCAUGCAGCAGAGCAGCCCCGCUGCCAGUUGGACAGCUGUAGGUGUGAGUAUAGACAAGACGGAUCCCUCCACGGUGGAGGGUCUGGUUGGUCAGCAGGUAGUAUUGCCCUGCAGGGUGACCCCUCGGCCCUCCUCCACUGUGGUUGUCGAGUGGAGACGCGACGGUGUCCUAGUUGACCUCGCCAGGCAUCAGCAGCAGUCCGAUGGCUCUCUGUUGGUGGGUCCCAUCACAUUGCAGGACUCUGGAUGGUUUCUGUGUGUGGCCACAAAAAACCGUGAGAGAGAUCACCGCUACAUUUACCUGUCUGUCUCAGUACCAAAUACAGGAACAUCCCAGAAUGGUGCAGGAAUAUCAGAGGUGGAUUAUUCACAAUCAUUCACAUCACAUUCAUCUUCCAGGUUCAACAUUGACCAUUCGCCGCUGGUCGAGGCUCGAGCAGGUCAGACUGCCAAGCUGCAGUGCGCAGUGCUGCCGGUGUCUGCCAUGCAUGCGGUCACCGUUCACUGGAGCAGAGCUGGACAGCCACUCAACUCACUCAGGCAUUCUCAACACUCUGACGGCACGUUAAUGAUCAACCAGCUGACGUCAGAUGAUUCAGGGGUUUAUACCUGCACAGUCACGGACAGCCAGAAGUUUGAAGAACGUCAAAUCCAGCUCACGGUUUUUGGGGACCUCAGGAUCACCAAAGCCCCCACAGACAUCGACGUGCCGCAGGGCCGCACUGCUCAGCUGCCCUGUGGAGUAACAGGAGAAAACGUGAAGGUUGGCUGGUCACGGAACGGUGUGCCAGUGCGACCCGACGGGCUUCGUGUGCAUGUGUCGGCAGACGGGACGCUCAUACUACAUAAUGUCCAGUCAGUGGAUGAGGGGACGUACACCUGCAAUGCUUACUCUGGGACGUACUCCGUCAGCGCAGCGGCUGAAGUACGACUGGCCAAAUCCCCUCAACAAGGAAGUCAGGGCUUGCCGGCGGACUGUGUGGAUCAGCCUGAGUUGGCGAACUGUAAGCUGAUAGUGUACGCGCGACUGUGCUCCAGCCAGUAUUACUCCAGUUUCUGCUGCUCCAGUUGUGCCACAUAUGCCAGGGACAAAGACAGACCGAGGCAAAUCAGAUAGGUCAUGUGCAAUGAAUCCAGCAGCCUCAUUGGUCGAUUCAGACUCACCUCAUAAUUUAACAUCAGCAUCACCGGCUCAGAUCAACACUGACCUCAGAUCUGCAGCUGGUGUCUGACUGAACUUCACCAAGUCAAACUGAUGGAUUCAGUAUUCCAGCCUCAUUCAGAUCAGAGUUUAUUUAUCUUUGUAAUAUACAGUAACUCCGUGUCCAGUUCAUUGUGUAACUGUUUGUUUUUUUUAAAGAAUAAAUGAAUGUUCGGGAUUAUUAACACUGUAAACACAGAGAUAUCAGUUAUAUAGUGGAUUAGAAUAUACUAGCAGUUGGAAGAAAACUGAUAUCAUACAACUUUGGUAGGAAACCCUUUCAUGUACUUUAAAUGUGUAGAUUGUAGAGAUGCACUGACAUUUAGGGAACCUAAAAUAUUUAGAUGAAAAUGAAUUGAGUGUCGGCUGUGGGAACACUGCUGUUUUCAGUUGAUCCUUGAACAAAAUUUCACCAAACAUUAUUUGUUGCCCAUCUCCCAUCCAAUUAUCACAGUACGCUUUGUGCUAUGUGAUAUAAAACAAAGUCUGAUCUUUCAAAUUCUGUCAAAUUUAUCAUGAAAUUCAAACAAUAAAUGUGGUUUUGGUGCUCUUAAAUGUGGCGUGACAGAUCGCUGUAGUGCCUCAGUUUAAGCGUCUCGUGAACCGAUCGUCUCUUCCUCUUUAUUACUAGUUACAGCACCCCGAAUAUAAUUAUGAAUGAAGGAGUGUUGAAAGAUACAGUCCAACUUUAAUCAUGUCUCAUCCGCAGAAAGACAACAACAAAACAGCUUGUAAACAUCAUGUCCCAGAAAGUCACAUUUACCUCAGAAAAUGACCAUAACAUCGAUAGUAAAAAAUAAAUUAAUUAAUAAAGAAUUACAAAUAAUUCUAGAGGACCAUUUUGAUAAAUAUAUUAGCUAUAUUACAUAUUCUUCUUUAUAUUUUUACUUAUAGACCAUAGACCUGCAUUAUAUGAUUGACAGACAAGAACGGUUUGACCUAAAAAUAUCAAAAUUUGAAAAUACUGCGGAAACAAAGACACCAGGCAUCUUCGAUGCCUUUAAGGUAACCUAAAACAUACCAAAAUUUCAUUUCAAAGUGAACUAUCCCCUUAACCUGAUGUAUUUUCAUGACAGCCACCAAUGUGUUAAAUGUUUAUAUUUUAAGUUAGCUAUAAACAUUAAUUAUUAUAACAAUAAAAAGUUUAUAUAAAACUGCCAUGACAAACUGCAAUUUAAUUGUUUAUAUGCAACUCAGUUUAUAUGCGAGUGUUAAUUGUUAAAGGUGCAUUGCGCAAGUCUCUUGAGUUUUUGCAGAACUACGCCCCCUCUGGUGACAAGCGAAACUGCAACCAGAGGUGUGCACGCUCAUGUACCACUCUCACGCUCGCUCGCUCGAGCGGUUCAUAACCAAAGGAGCAUCAGCCGCACAAAUCUUUUGUUACAGUCAUAAUGUCUUCAGAGGUAAUAAAGUUAUAAAUCGGCAAGUCAUUUAAAAUAUAUGAAAGGAAAGGCAUCUGACAUAUGUUUGUGUGAGGGUGAAACGAGGGUGGUAGAAAACUUCGGUUUUUGUUUCCAUCUAUCUCCAUGUUGAACUGUUUUAUGUGUUUACUGUAUCCACUUAUGA